UAUGUGUGUGUGUUUGUGUAAGAGAUAUAUAUAGUAUAAGGUCAUGCGUUCUUUUCCGUUACUAAGCAACGUGAUGACGUAUUUAUAGUACAGUCAAUCUUAAAUAGAAAGAAGAAAGAUUUUACUUUUUCUUUGCCUGAAGCAAAAUUAUUCCAAAUAUGACUGAACAUUUUUGAACAAAAGCUUAAAUAUUUAUCAAGACUCUACCAUAGUGCUGAAAUUUAUUAUUUACAAUGGAUAAAGCAUAAUUUAAAUAUAUUUUAUUUUAUAUUAUUUGAAAGUUUAGAGUUUAAAACAGUGUUUACUUGAAGUUAAUUAUAUAUUUCAAUUAAAAAAAAUGAUACGAUUUCACAACAGCGAAAUUAAUCUCAAAAGCAGUGUGUAUAACCUGGCUGGAGAAAAUUAUUUUGAACAGUUGUCUGCCUAUAACUCUAUGCGAUUUCACAUACGUCGAGUUUUGUUAGCAAAAAGUGUUGUGGAUACUAAAAAUAAAAAAUAUAUAAAUAAUAAGAAAAAACAGUUAAAAGUACAACUUCCCAGGAGAUUCAGUUUAGAUAAUUUUGUUGACCAAUUGGCUUUUGAUACCAAGCAUCAUCCUAUGGAUAUGCUUCGGAUGAAUUUAGAUAAAUAUUCUUCACAUUACGCAAAAGAAGUAAAUUGUGAAGUAUAUCCAUGUAAUAUAAACAAUAUAGAUAUUUCACGAUUGAAAAUGCAAGCUACUGAUACCGAGAGUAACGAUCAAAAUAUUUAUCAAAAUCAUUCAGUGCCAAAAUCAAAAAAGAUAUUAUCACAAAGUCGACAAAAAACUACUGGAAAAAAGCAUAUCAAAGACUUGAAUUCAAAAAAACAUAAGCAACAUUUACAAUGUAUCAUUCAGAGAAAAUGCAGGUGUGAUGAAAAACCAAUUUAUGUUACCUGUGAAAAUCCUUUCAAAUCACCCACAAAUCUGUGUCUUUCUGAUUCUGAUACAAGUUCCAAUUCUAUUGUACAAGAAGAUCAUACUUCUUCGUCAUUAUCAAGUCCAAUACAAACUUAUACACGUAAACAUACAGAAAUUCAAGCGAAAGAGGAUGCAAGAUACAUUAAGUUUGCUUAUGAGAUUACCAAAGAAAUUAUUAAAAGUGGUAUAUAUACUGAUAAAGAACUGAAUGAAAUAUUUAAAAAACAUUUAAAACGAUAUAGAACUACACUUGAUCUGCAUAGAAUGUUAAAAGAAAUAUAUCAAUUGAAAACUUUCUUAAAUAUGUCAGAAAAAUCUGAUGAAUCGGAUGAUGAUGAUAUAGAAUUUUUUAAUAUAAAUCAAAUACAGCAACAUGAAAUCAGACCACCAACCCCACCAAAGGUGCUGGAUGAGAAUAAAGUAAUAGGAAAGUUAUUAUCCUAUCAAAAAUUAAUGGAAACUCAAUGUAAUAAAAAACCAAGAUGUAGAAAGUCAGUUGUUUUGAUUGAUGCAAAUCCAGAACUCCUUGUAACAGAGCGUGAUGUGCUUACAUCAUUAUUAGAAGUUGGCAUAGAUCCUAAACAAGCAGAAAAUAUUUGUAAGAGUUUACAGAAUAAGAGCAUGGAAACAGUCCUUAACAAUAUGGCAGAAUUAAACAUAGAAACAUUUUCUAAUAAAUCAGAAGAUGUGAAUUUUCAAACAGAGAGUACAACUUGUAUAGAAAUGAAUGAAGAUGAAUACGAAGAUUUUAUUAACAAUGAGAUAUUGAAAAAAGAGAAUAAUAAGAGCUCAACCACUGAUGAUCUUUCAUCAAAACAAGAUGAAAUAAUCCAAACACCGCGAAACCCAGUAACUCUACUCAAUGAUAAUUAUACAGAGCCAAUGUGCUCGACAUUUUCACGAUUACACCAAGAAGAGCCAUUGAAUAUUGCGGAUGAGAUCAUUCAAACAGAAGAAGUACAAAUAAGUGUUGGUUCAAGAAAAAAAAUAAACAAAUUAGGAGUACACAUAACAGAAAUGUAUGAAGAAAAGAAAAAAGUUAUAAAUGAAAAUAUGCAGAUUCCAAGUAUUGUUCAAACUGAUGUCCUCGCGUGGAGUCGUGACAAAAUAGCUGAAAUCAAAGCCAAUACAUCACAUAUUACUGAAAAUAGACCAGAAGAAAAAAAUGGUUAUGAAUAUCGGAUACCGAUAACUAAAUCAACACAAGAACUUUUUUUAAAUAAAAGAAAGAAAUGCCCAAACAAUUCUCGCAUAAACGAUCAGACAAGGCCAACAACACAAACGAAAAAAUUUAAGAAAGAAUCAACUUCAUCAAAACCUGAAAAUUCAAAACCUGUUGAUAAUAAUAAAUCAAUGAGACGUACUUCUACUAAACCAACAAAAGGUGUAUCGCCAAAAAAAGUCAGAGAAUUAAAUAAAUUAGUACCAAUUUCUAACAAGAUGAAAAAUUCUAAAGCAAAAGAAAAAAUUAAUGAACCAAUUCAAAAUUUAUUGCCAUGCGUUUCAAAUACUUGUGGUAUCUGUAUUACGAAAUUGGACACGUAUAAAAGAAAAAAUUCAAAAUGUAUUACUAAGGACGAGGAAUUUGAAAACCAUAUAAUACAACAAAGAAUUGAAAAGGAACUAGAUGAAAUAAAGAUGAAUGUAUCAGAAUUAAAUAAAUAUGAAUCAGUAGCUAACGGAGAUAUAAAAACUUCUUUAAAUGAAAUUGAGAAGAAUGACAAAGAAAAAAUCAUAAAUGUAAAUGAUGUAACAUAAAAUAAAAACAUCUUUAUAAGUUGCAAUCAUCUAUAAUAUA
This is a messenger RNA of Vespa mandarinia (Asian giant hornet), 2738 nucleotides long. RefSeq lists its product as uncharacterized. The record is from RefSeq and is a predicted model, not a curated record. NCBI's taxonomy places the organism in Eukaryota, Metazoa, Arthropoda, Insecta, Hymenoptera, Vespidae.